Messenger RNA from Rhagoletis pomonella (apple maggot), 851 nucleotides. Its product is annotated as Y+L amino acid transporter 2-like. Lineage: Eukaryota; Metazoa; Arthropoda; Insecta; Diptera; Tephritidae. The transcript has 3 exons. Gene Ontology annotation, biological process: amino acid transmembrane transport. Gene Ontology annotation, cellular component: membrane. The record is from RefSeq and is a predicted model, not a curated record. Gene Ontology annotation, molecular function: L-amino acid transmembrane transporter activity. The coding region runs from base 116 to 568 and encodes 150 amino acids.
GCCGUUGGUAUGCUGCUAAGCGCUAAGCACUUUUGGCGGCGUCAAUGGUGUGCUCUUCACUUCGGCGCGUCGAUUUGCGACCGGUGCACAAGAAGGACAUUUACCAAAAUUCUUCAUGCUAUUCCACAUUAAACAGCAAACGCCCAUACCAUCGCUGAUAUUUUCGUGCAUCACAUCACUGCUGACUUUACUCACUGCCGAUGUUUACAUUCUGAUCAACUACUUUAGCGCCAUGUUGUGGCUAUCAGUGGUGGUCAGCAUUGCUGGCAUGCUUUGGUUGCGACACUCCAAGCCCAACAUUCCGCGGCCCAUCAAAGUGCACCUGGCACUGCCUCUAAUUUUCAUAAUAUGCUGUCUGACUCUGGUGCUUUUGCCCAGCUUUACAAAUCCCAUGAAUCUCAUUGUCGGUAUCGGCAUAACGGUAGCUGGCAUACCCUUUUAUUACUUGUGUAUAGUGCGAAGAAACAAACCAGCUUGCUAUAGUAAACUCUCACGUGGUAUGGUGACUUUAUGUAGGGCUAUGUUCAAUACAGAGAUCAUUGAGAGUAGUGAAAAAAUUGAUAAGUGAAAGGCUCGAAAGCAAAAUGUAAUCGUAGUUAAUGAAAGCUAGCGACAAAUCCGAUAUUUUAAAAGGCAAUGUAUUAAACUUAAGCGCAGAAUUUCAGAGGAAUGGUAUUGUAUUUAUAUCAUAGGAAUAUUUUUUUUUUAUUCUAAGUUUACUUCAUGCACUAAAUACUUACUUACAUAACUCAUUAAUACUUAACACAAACAUAUUUUGAAUAGAUAUAUGUACAGGAAUGGGCAAAAAUGGUCGAAUGAUGUUUACAUUUAAAUAUUUAUUCAAAAUGUUU